CCCCGAACAUAUGAUCGCGAAGAGAGCGGCCGCCGAAAUUGUCAUUUCUUUCUCUCUGCGACUCCCGCCGAUUCACCUCGCCGCAAAUUCGCCUCCGUCGCCCGCCUAAACUCUGGUCUCGAAGAGGAGUUUCGCGAUUCCUGCCGCAAAUUUUCCAACUCAAACACGCAACAGGAGACUCGCAUCCGACCCUCUUUGGCCAGAGUCUGCAAUAAUAUGUCCAGGAAGAAUGGGCAGCAGCUCACAUUGCCAGCGAUGCUCAAGAGAAAAAGGUUGGCCGACGGCCCCAAGGAAGAGGCUUUAGAAUCGUCUCAACCAAAGCGGCGCUAUUUGCAGCCAAUCAACAAACAGGACACUGUCAAGCCCAAAUCGGUUUUGAGACGGCGACCGUCGAUGGACGACGAAAACCGCACCCUUUCAAAAUUUCGAGAGAUGACUUGCGUGGUGACGCAUCUGCAGGAGCGCAAGUGUCCGUUCCCGAGCUUCCCGUGGGCCAACCGGGACGUGCUGUGGCAGUCGAUGGUGGGGCCGGACGUGCGGAGCCGCCAGUCGCGCGACUCGUCCAUCUUCGAGAGCAACCCCGAGGUGCAGCCCAAGAUGCGCUCGAUCCUGCUCGACUGGCUCAUCGAGGUGGCCGAAGUCUACAAACUGCACCGCGAGACCUACUACCUGGCGCAGGACUACGUCGACCGCGUCCUCUUCGCCUCCCAGGGCAUGCCCAAGAACGAACUGCAGCUGCUCGGCAUCACGUGCCUCUUCGUCGCCUCCAAAGUCGAGGAGAUCUACCCGCCCAAGGUGUCCGAGUUCGCCUACGUCACUGACGGCGCCUGCACCGAACAGUCCAUCUUGGACCACGAAGUCUACGUCUUAAAGGCCCUGGAGUGGGACCUCUGCCCUUUGACCCCUGCCGGGUGGGUUCGUCUGUACCUGCAGUUUUCGUCUCGCAGCGGCGAAGAGAACAAGCUGGACAUGCCGCGGUUUCCGCCCAAGGCGCUGCCCAUGGUGUCGCGUCUGCUCGACCUGGCCACCCUGGACUCAGGGUGCAUGACCUUCUCCUACUCGGAGCUGGCGGCCGGCGCGUUUGCCCUAGUGUACGGUCGCGAACGCGCCCUCGACGCGUCCGGCUUCCAGUGGCCCGAGCUGAAGAAGUGCGUCGCGUGGAUGGCCAGGUUCGCCAUCACCCUGCACACCGAGGGCCUUAUCGUCAUAGCCGGGACGGAGGAGGUCGAGGUCGCCGACCAAGACGUGCGGCCCGAACUGGUCCUCGCAGCCACCGCCCACGUCGAGAACGAGCACAACCUGCAGAGCCACGUCGUCACCCUCAAGAUGCUGGUGAGCGCCUACGAACCUGGUGUCGGGGAAGUUGCGCAAAAGUGCUUCGAAGAGAACUUUGAAGAGGAAUUAACCAGUGGCAAGUCUAGUUCGUCCUCUCCGGAGAGCAAACUGAAAACCCCCAGCAACAAAGUCAGCAAACACCCAGAGGAUGCUGAGGGUUUCGAGAAGGCGCCAGUGAAGAUGUCGUCGACAAAGCCCCUUGCUCAGAACCUGAACCCCAAGGAGCUCUUUCAGUCCCCCGAAGUGACAAAAUUCGAUCGUUAGACUUAAGGCGCGUUUUUUUCUGACCGGAAUAUAUCAAUUCUAUAUAAUUUACUGUAAAUAAUAUAUAUUUGACUAUUUUGUCGCGGGACGUGAUUGAUUGUGCUGGGGAGACUAAUUAAUUUUUGUUGCAAUUAUCUUGUUUUAUUAAUUUUCACCGUAAUUUAUUGCAAUUUUAUCGGUCAAGACUGCAGGUUGAUUGAGAGCGCUAGUGUAAAUAAUUUAUGAGACGUGUGUUCCGAAUGAAGAAAAAGAGGAGGAGAAAAAAUAUUCAAUUUGCAGAGAUUUUGCAUCAAAACUUUCUGUGGAUUUGCUGAUCAAAGUGCUCGCCUUUAAUUAUUAGAAAUAAAUUACUAAAUUGUACGAUUGCGUUUUUGAUAUGAAUUUACAGGACGGAGAACUUAAUGGAACUUUUUUGGAAAAAUUAUAAUAUAUGCAUUAUAUAAAUACCGUCUUUCAUGAGAAAUGAGAUGUUCAACGCUCAUGUUAGAAGCAGUGAUUCUUUGUAUCUUUAAUAAAAUUCUCAACAAAA
Messenger RNA from Neocloeon triangulifer, 2128 nucleotides. RefSeq names its product G1/S-specific cyclin-E1. Bases 217 to 1599 code for a protein of 460 amino acids. Gene Ontology annotation, biological process: regulation of cyclin-dependent protein serine/threonine kinase activity; G1/S transition of mitotic cell cycle. Gene Ontology annotation, molecular function: cyclin-dependent protein serine/threonine kinase regulator activity. Lineage: Eukaryota; Metazoa; Arthropoda; Insecta; Ephemeroptera; Baetidae. Gene Ontology annotation, cellular component: nucleus; cytoplasm; centrosome. The record is from RefSeq and is a predicted model, not a curated record. The transcript has 8 exons.